This is a messenger RNA of Chroicocephalus ridibundus (black-headed gull), 4245 nucleotides long. Its product is annotated as exocyst complex component 3-like protein. Gene Ontology annotation, molecular function: SNARE binding. The record is from RefSeq and is a predicted model, not a curated record. The transcript has 13 exons. Gene Ontology annotation, cellular component: exocyst. Lineage: Eukaryota; Metazoa; Chordata; Aves; Charadriiformes; Laridae. Bases 6 to 2093 code for a protein of 695 amino acids. Gene Ontology annotation, biological process: exocytosis; exocyst localization.
CACCGAUGAGUUCCCAAGCUGUAGGACAGCCUAGCCAGAUGCCUGCCUCUCCCCGUUCAUUUGUGCCGUUUCUGUUUGCAGGAAAAGUAUUCCCUGUUGGACAGAAAACACCUGAAUCUGCUGGGAUCAUGAGGAAGACAAAGUAUUCCUGGGGAGCCUUCGUGGGAAGAGGCAGCAAGUUGGAGAAAAUGUCUGGGGAAAAUGCAAGGAUGCUUCCCAAGACCACACAUGAGGAGAGAAUGAAGCAGGAAGCCAAGAGGAGAGGGAAACUGAAAACCAUGGCAGGCAAAUUGCUAAAGGUUGUGGCUAGUGGGAAAGAGACAGCAGAGGAGAAGGCUGGCAGUGAGGAUGUGGCAGGGAAUUUGCUGAAGAUGGCAACCAGAAGGAAGGAAGUGGAGGGAGAGACACCUGCAGAGGAAACCAUCUGCGGAUUCAUUGAGCAAGGAAAAUUUUUUGAAGCUUGUGAUCAUAUUUAUGGUCUCGAGCAUUCUGGAAACGAUGGUGUGGGAAUGUCUGAAUCACUUUAUAUGCUACUGGCUGAACGAAUGUGGACUGUGGUGGCAGAAGCGCUCAGUGGAAGUGGUAGGAUGUUCCUGGAGCCGUUGCAGUCGGUGGGGGAAUCGCUGAAGUGGGAGAAGCAGAAGAAAGCAGAGUGGCUUGGCAGCAGCCAAGAGACGGAGUCUGUUUCCACCUGGAGUCCAAACUUCUGGAGGAAAGAUCUGGAGGAAAAACUAAUACAGUACAUGGCAGCCCAGAUUCCCCACUUUGAUUCCUCUAGUAACACAGAUGAGACUGCACUGAAACAGCAUCUGAGUCAGCUGGAAAUGACGUUUCUCCCCAGCCUGGAGCACAGAAGUGGUUUCUUCAAGGAAGCAGGACUGCUCGUCACCUACACCCACUGCUGUCACGCCUCUUUGUCUUCUCACCUUUCCACGCUUACUGACAGGAAGAAUUUCAGUUUCAGCCAAGGUCUUUUAGUUUAUGAAUGGGGCCUUAAAAUGUACAAAAGUGGCAGCGAGACAUGUCUGAGACCUGGGCAGACCCCCCAGCACAGCCUUUCCCUUGGUGUACAGUGUCUCGUGUGGAUUAUUUUGAAGACUGAGGAAAAGUUACUUGCAGUCGCCCGGAGGGAAGUAGGGAAAGCCCUGAAAGAAGCCUUUGAUAUUGGGAAACCCCCUUGUGCAGAUGCUGCAGUCAUUCAGAUUCUAACAGAGAAGAUGAAGGCUGCCGGGCUUGUCAGUGAGAGCCUGAGCGAGAAGGUGGAAGCUGUAUGCCUGGAGGAGUGCCUGAGGUUCCUGGAGAGCUACGAAAAUGAAGUAAGAAGCGCUCUCCAGCUCGACGGCUGCCCUGGGAUCUGCAGCAGCUUACGAAUCCUGGAGAACUGCUGUAUUCUCAGGACUGUCUGGCAUAAGCUAACAUACAUUUGCAGUGCCAGCACUGGUCAGGAUGUUAAGGUAAAUGGAUUUCUAGACAGGAUGGAAGAUGGGAUUACGGAGCAUUUUCUGCAGACAGUCACUUCUAAAGUCAAGGGAACGCUGAAGGAACACUUCAAAAAAUGUGACAGUGGUUUUGACCACAUCCUUGAAUCCUUGAAGCAAAGCUUUUUGGCAUUUGGGAAGAAAAAAACAGACACAUAUGAGGCCCUCGUCAAGGCUGUCAACAUCAUCAUUAUUACAGAAUAUGUGCAGGCUCUCCUGACCACUUCCAGGAAACCAUCUUCUGUGCAGAGGAGGAGGAUUGUCAGCAAGAUAGAAGAAGAUCAUAGAAUGCUGCAAACCUUCUUUAAAGAGUGCUUAGGUCCUGCAGCUGGUGCCCUCAAGGAUCCUGUAAAAGCAAUUUUAGAACUUAUUCAAACUUCCGAUGCUGAGGGGAUGAAAAUAGCCCUUCUGCCCAUUCUCAAAGAAUUUCCUGAUCUAAGGAAGGAACAUCUGAGUGCAGUGCUGGACAUGAAAGACUCACUCAGCCGAGAAGACAGAGCUGCUCUCUUGAAGGCAUUUCAUGAUAAUUGCAGGGAAUCAGAAGCAAACUUGCUUUUUGCAGAUAUAGAAGUAAAACCUAGAAAAUAUGGACUCUGUGGCUGCCUCUGCUGUUAGCAAAGGCCUGCUGGGAGAAACAUGAGGUCUCGCUCCCACGUGGCAACAUCUGCCAUCACAGCUCCUUGAAAGCUUCAGGGACGGUCGGGGACAGUCGGAUGCACAGAGAAGCCUGACAGCUGUGGAAGACACAGUUCCUGCACUUUUGUAGGAAAACCACAUGGCUCAAAUGUUUCUAUGCAAAGUCCAGGUGGAAGAUGAAUGGGAUAUGGCGGAAAGACAUUCCUUCAAAAUUUCCUAGAGAUUGCCGCUUAGCUGAGUCCUGGUGGUUAUUCCCAGGAUGUGGCAUGGUGGUGUGUGGAGGAGGAGGAAGGUUCUCCCUUGCCAAAUUUCUCUCUGUUUCCAUCCCUUGUUUCAUGCAAUCUCACACAAAACCAGGGACUGCUGCACCACACGGUGUCCUAGCAGAUGACAUGGCAUCACAACCUCCCCCAGGGACCCAGGACCCUCCAUUAGGGAAUCCUGCCUAGCCCAUGGUGUCGGUGGUGCCUGUGGGUUUGGGCACCUGGAUCCACCCCCUGAAGCCUGACCUGCACCAGGAGGGAUGGAGAGAGCUGCUUCUUCCCUUGCUCCCCACCCACAAAGGCUGUGACAGGCUUUGGGGGCAGCCUGCCGUGGUGCUGGCUGUGGGAUGGGGAACUCUUCCCAUAUGAGUUUUACAGCUGGCUCUGGAGCAGAGUUUUACAUUCAUUUUUAUACCUCAGUUACUGGAAAUUUCCUCUUGGAGAGGGAGGGGAAAGCCUCAUGGGAAGCAGGCAAUGAAAGGAGCUGUUUGUCCCAGCCUCCGGGCAAGGUCUGUGCUGUUUUCAGAUGUAAAUAGGCAGUUCCGCCGGGAAAACACUGACUUUUCUUCCCAGUUAUCUAUGGACUGGUCACAAUCUCCAAGCUGGAUUUGGUUCAAGGCCCUCCUUUGCUAUUGUGUUAAUAUAGGCCAUUACCGCUCCUCUCUGGCCGUGUAAACAAGCAAAAAACCUCUGCUACCUCAGGCGUGCCAGUGUUUUUCUGAGCAGCCAUUUCCCCUUCAAUCUGCUUCCCCAACAAGAAAAGGGGCAAAUUUGUGCAUAACCCGCCAACGUGCGAGGCAGGGGAUGUAUCAGGCCCUGGGACCUUGGGAACGCGCAGACCCGGGUGGGUGCUGCCACGCUCUGCCGUGCUCUUGCUGUCACCCCGGGGACACGGGUGUCCUGCUCAGGGGCAACUUGUCCGCCCGGAGCCUUCCAUGCAGACGGGGUCCUGUGAGCUUGGCAGGAGCUGGGGCAGGUUUAUAAUUGUCGUGAACUUUCCUCCUGGCACAGCGCUGAGCGUGGGGCGAGCGGCAGGGAAGCGAGAAGGAACAGGCUGCUCCAUCUCCAGGGAGUCCUCGGUGGGCUUUUGGGGUACCAUGAGACCUUGGCAUCGUUACGCUCGCCUCGUUAAAGGGCAGCGAGAGCGACCCGUGGCCUGCCUGCCCCUCCUGUCUGCAUGUCUGCUUCAAAGGCCCAGCUCCCGCGUCCCUUGCAUUUUAUAGCUGUUCCUUGCAGCUUCAGUGAGACCUUUGCCAGGACGUGGGGAGCUGGUGGAGCUGCAGCCUGGCCGGGUGGGCGCGGGUCGGGCUGUGGGGCUGGAUGGACGCCUGCCCUCCCAAGGGUGCCAGCCCUGCUGGGCACAACUGAGCAAGUCACCCUCCCCUCCUGCCUAAUUGCAUGUUUUUUUCAAGGGUGGGAAGGGAUGACAGACCCGGCUGCGACAGCAGGGUCAGUGUCAGCCUCUGCCGAUGGGGAUUUCAAGCAACGAGCCUUCCAGAGAAAAUAAAUAAAAACCCCCUCUGACAUUUCGAUCACGGCCAGGCUAAAAAUAAUCCCACGGCAUGUGGAUGGCUCCUGCCAUGUCCAUGUCAAUUGCUACAUACGUCUCUGCCAUUUGACAUUUGCUGUCAGACGAGGGUAUGCUCUGCUUGCAAGCAGUGGCUGGGAGCCGUGAGGGUCACCGGGCUUGCCGCUACUGACCCUGCAGAUGAGAUGGCUGAGGACAAGCCCUGCCCCAUCACAGCUGCCACUGUGCCUGUCCUCGCUGGGUGGGCAGGGGAAGGGCAGCACCUUCUGCUCUCUCUGUGUCUCUGGAGAAGCAGCACUUUCAGUGAGGUUUCUUAGCGGCAAGGUUCUCCACCCUGUGC